Molecule: messenger RNA, 1450 nt
Organism: Rhizopus microsporus ATCC 52813
Lineage: Eukaryota; Fungi; Mucoromycota; Mucoromycetes; Mucorales; Rhizopodaceae
Exons: 8
Coding region: 205-1416 (403 amino acids)
Source: RefSeq, a predicted model, not a curated record
AACGUCAAGAGGCAAAUCAGACUUGGACUCCUCGUUACUUUAAAUCAGUCAAGGGAGAAGAAAUCUAUGGUGAUUUACGUGAAAAAAUCAUUUCAAAGGCAGAUUCCAAGUUUUUAGACACAAUGGGUGAAGGAGGUUGGAUGUACACAGCUUAAAUUUUUACUACGAGAAACCAAAUAAAAUUUUUCUUUUUCUUUUUCCCUCAUGCCACCAAAGUUAGCUAGACAGCAAACACUCUUGAGUUAUUUUAAAAAAGGACCAGUAAAGGAAAAAGAAAGGCUUGAAGAGCCCCUUACUAAAGAAGAUACAAAAAUGGAAAUAUCCAACGAAGAAGAGGAAGACGAUAUUCUUCCUUUGAGAAAGCAUAACAAAAGAAAAAGACAGAUAACUAUUGACGAAGAAGAAGAAGAAGAAGAACAGACUGUCAAAAAGACGAUCAUACAGAUAGAAGAUAACAGCAGUAGUGAUACAAAUGAUGACGACAACAACGAUGACACAAUCCAGGACGAUGAAUUAAUGUUCCUUGACAAGUCAGAUAUCCUAGAACAAAGAACACGUGGUAGACAAGUAUCACGAUACAACAAGGCUCUUGAAAAGCUUAAAGAUCGUAAAUCAAGGCUUCAAAAGUAUGAUACAAGUGAAAAGGGACCAAUUGAAAAGUACAUACGCCUAUCUGAUGAAGAAGAAGAAAAUGAAGAAGACGAGGAAGAAGAAGAUGAAAAGGACUUUGUUGUAGAUGAUGAUAUUAUUGAUGGAGUGAAAGUAUCAAAGAAUAAACAAGCUGUAGAUAUGCCAGCUGAAUUUAGUAGAGACAGAAUACUUUCAUGGUCAAGACAGUUCAAGAUAUAUGUAGAGUAUUUAGUAGCAUUGGCGAUAACGGACAAACUUGAAACAACAAAUCAGUUUGAAUUAGCUAAAAAAGCAGUAAUUCGAAGAAUACAAAGUUAUAAAGAUUCAAUGGUCACAAGUGAUGUCUGGUUAACAGAAUUUAAGGAAUCCAUGGAUACGCAUUUAAAUUGGAAGUUUAAAGGCUAUCUAAAGGACGAAGAUGUUUCAUGUCAAGCAUGCAGGGCUAAUAAGCCAGCGAGCUAUAUUGUAUCACUUUAUUCAGAUGAUGCUGAACCAGUGAGAUUCUAUUUAGGUAGCGAGUGUUACAGAAAGGGUCAACUGUAUCACAAAUUUACACACUUUGAAUCACACAUUUACCACCAAGUCAAGGAACAAGUCAAAAAGAUUCAAAGUGAGAAUAAGGAGAUGAUAGAUUAUGACGAUGUGUAUGAAGCAUUGGUUGAAAGUGGUUAUGUAAACGAUGUAUGUUGUAGCUUUUACUAUAAUAGUAAUAGUAAUCUUAUCAUAAAUAGCUCUUUCGAAAGGUUAAGGACUUAUUUAUCAAGACAACACGUAUCUAUAAUUUGAAAGGUGAGAGAUUUAAAAUUGAAGAUACCUCUUC